AUGGCGCUAGCCGCCGCGGCCGCCGCCGCGGCCGCCGGAGUGAGCCAGGCGGCCGUGCUGGGCUUCCUGCAGGAACACGGCGGCAAAGUGCGCAACUCGGAUCUGGUGAGCCGCUUUAAGCCGCUCCUGGAUGCCGGCGACCCGCGCGGCCGUGCCGCCCGCAGGGACCGCUUCAAGCAAUUUGUCAACGACGUGGCUGUGGUGAGGGAGUUUGACGGCGUCAAGUUCGUGGUGCUGAGGAAGAAACCUAGGCCCCGGGAGGGACCAGAGUCCCUGGCCUCGUGCGUCCCCGGCACCCCCGAGAUACCAGACCCUCCGUCGAACAUCACUUCCGUCUCACAGGGGGAAACCCCCGGCUCGGGGGUUCCAUCCCUGCCUGCAGAGCAGCAGUUGGUGGAACCACUUGAGGACCCGACCCAGCCAUUAGAGCCACAGGACACCCCCGGGGAUCCGGCCUCUGAGCCCACUCAGCCGAACGGGGAGCUGUUGUUAGGUCUGGCCCAGCAGUCAGGGGGACCCUCCGACUCCCAGAUUCCAGCCUUUGAGCUAGAACUGCCCUCUGAGGGACUCUCUGCAGACGUGGCCCCGCCGUCUAGGUCACCGUCGGAGGAGGUCUUGUCCCAAGCGGAGUCGCCGGACCAGGAACCUGGGCAUGGAGCCACGAAAGAAGCUCUACCACUCCCUCGGCACGCGCCGCCGCCAAAGCCCUGCAUGCUGCCGGUGCGCUGCGUUCCGGCCCCCUCCGCGCUCCGGAUCCGGGCCGAGGAACAGGGCCUGCGCCGGCAGCUGUCGGAAGAACCGAGCCCCCGGAGCUCCCCACUGCUGCUGCGGCGGCUCUCGGUGGAAGAGUCUGGCCUGGGCCUCAGCCUGGGCCCGGGCCGCUCCCCACACCUGAGGCGCCUGUCGCGCGCCGGCCCGCGCCUGCUGAGCCCAGACACCGAGGAAGUGCCCGCCGCGCCGCCGCCGUCCGCCGUGCCUCUGGAGCCGACCGAGCACGAGUGGCUAGUGCGGGCGGCCGCGGGCUGCUGGACCCACCAGCUGCACGGGCUGCUGCUGCGCGACCGCGGCCUGGCGGCCAAGCGCGACUUCAUAUCUGGUUUCACGGCCUUGCAUUGGGCCGCCAAGAGCGGAGACCGGGAGAUGGCGCUGCAGCUGGUGGAGGUCGCGCGGCGCGGGGGCGCGCCUGUCGACGUGAACGCGCGCUCACACGGCGGCUACACGCCACUGCACCUGGCCGCUCUGCACGGCCACGAGGAUGCCGCCGUGCUGCUGGUGGUGCGCCUGGGUGCGCAGGUGCAUGUGCGUGACCAUAGCGGGCGGCGCGCCUACCAAUACCUGCCCCCCGGCGCCUCCUACGCGCUCCGCCGCCUGCUCGGCGACCCAAGCCUUCGAAGCUCUAGCGAGCUCGAUGCUACCGGAGCUAGUGGUGGCACGCUUGCGACCCGGCGCCCGGUGCAAGUGGCUGCCACCAUCCUCAGUUCCACCACCAGCGCGUUUCUGGGUGUCCUGGCCGACGACCUGAUGCUCCAAGACCUGGCUCGGGGCUUGAGGAAGUCAGGCUCCUUGAGCAAGUUCUUGGGUGCCUCGCCCAUGGCUCCACGUAAAAAGACUAAGACCCGCAGUGGCCUACCGGCUUUUUCAGAAAUCUCUCGUCGACCUACUCCGGGGCCCUUCGCUGGGCUAGUGCCCAGCCUGCCUCCCACAACCUGACGGUCCCUGAGGCUCAGCUUGGUUGAUGUAACCCAGCCUGCCCCUCAGUCCAAGCCUGCCCAGAACAGUGGCUCAACACCUGUGGCUACAUCCUAUUUCCAGCUUUCUCCACUGCAGCCUGUUUUACCCAGGUGGGCCUACGCCUCUAGCUUCUGCGUGAAGCUUGAUCUGUCUGCGAAGAUGGGAAUCGAGAUCUGAGAGAGCGCCACCUAUAACAAAUUCCAGAAAUCAGGCUUGAACUUGGGAGACUUGAAUUUUAGGAUCAGAAGUUAAGGGCCCCUGCAUGAGUUACCCGGACCUCUGCAUCUACACACUCCCAAGCCAGAACUAGAGCAAGGGUUUCUAAAUGUUGUGUGGUGUUGGAUAGUUUGUGAGCUUUAAGAUACAGAGUGGUUUUGUAAUCUGAUGCUUUUAUCCUAUUUUUAAAUUGAAAUGAGGUAAAACAAUUUUCAUAAUAGCCUUUUGAAAUUAUAUUUUUCCAUUUUUAGGCAAAAUGCUCAUUUUCAAUCUUUUGCUGAAUAUUUUGGAGUUCUAUUUAAAAAAACAGAUGAUCAAGAUCUAAAGGAAAUUAAUCCCAACCAACAAAACCCUUAAACCUUUACCUACCUCAUUUUAGGCGUUCAAGAUUCUAGAGAGUCUUGGAGACAGAAUGUGACCAUUGUGAAUGUAAUUAAUUUCAGUUGUGCUGUGAAUGCUAAAUAUUAGGAAGCAAGUGCAUCUUGGGAGAAAGAAUGAUUUAACUGAGAGAAAGAGGCAUUUUGGUAAAUACAUUUAAUUUGUGGUUGUCUUUAUGAUGAAAUACAAAAUGUCUUUGGCACUGGUGGGUGAUUUUUUUGAUUUGGCAUGAAUAUUUAAUUUUUUAAGUGUGAUUUAUUUGUGAAUGCACCAUUAUGCCAUGUUCCUGAAUCUGGUUUUUCAAAUCUGGCUGAGCCUUUCGAUGCAGUACGUAAAUAUUCAAAGAAAAAAAUGUCAUAGCAUUACACCAGAAAAAUAACUGGUUAAAUAAUAGUGGGUACACUUAAAGAGCUACUAUUUUAUGUGAAAAUUCUAUAAAAACAAAAAGUAUGUUAUAUCCAUCUUUAAAAGCCAUCUGAAAGCGGGCGCCUGAGUGGCUCAGUAGGUUGAGCGUCUGACUUCAGCCCGGGUCGA
Messenger RNA from Lynx canadensis (Canada lynx), 2859 nucleotides. RefSeq names its product sosondowah ankyrin repeat domain family member A (gene SOWAHA). The coding region runs from base 1 to 1710 and encodes 569 amino acids. The record is from RefSeq and is a predicted model, not a curated record. The transcript has a single exon. Gene Ontology annotation, molecular function: protein binding. Lineage: Eukaryota; Metazoa; Chordata; Mammalia; Carnivora; Felidae.